AUGGCUCAACAAAGCUUGUCGGAAAUUUUAGCCAGCGUGAGUGUUGAUUUGGCCCCGUAUGAAACUCUCUACAAGCAUUUCCACACGCAUCCUGAGCUCUCGCUGCAAGAAAAGGCCACUUCUGAAACAAUUGCCUCCCAUUUGUCCCAGCUCGGAGCCUACGAGAUCCAGACAAACAUCGGUGGUUAUGGUCUCGUAGGCAUCCUCAAGAACGGAGCUGGAAAGACAAUCCUUCUUCGGGCCGACAUAGACGCGCUUCCAGUCAAGGAACUUACCGGCCUCCCGUACGCGAGUUCAGUGACGAUGUCUGAUGCCGACGGCAAUGAAAGACCAGUAAUGCAUGCAUGUGGCCAUGAUAUGCACAUAACAUGCCUUCUAGCAGCGGCUGAAGUCCUAGCCCGUAUACAGAGUGCGUGGAGCGGGACUUUAAUCGUACUCUUCCAGCCGAACGAAGAGCGGGGCGGAGGUGCUCAGGCUAUGGUGGACGAUGGACUUUACUCAAAGAUUCCCAUGCCUGAUUACAUCUUUGGACAGCAUGUCAUGCGAAUGCGGGCUGGAAGCGUUGGUUCCCGACCUGGAACGAUCAUGGCUGCUGCCGAUAGCAUGAAGAUCACUCUUUUCGGCCGCGGUGGUCAUGGGUCACAGCCACAUCAGACGGUAGACCCCGUGCUCCUUGCUGCGCAUGUUGUUGUUAGACUCCAGAGCAUUGUGAGUAGGGAGGUGGACCCGACUGAUCUUGCUGUUGUGACGGUCGGGAGCUUGCAGGCAGGGCAGACAGAAAAUAUCAUUGCAGACCGGGCAGAAAUUGGUGUUGACUUUAGAACUGUCAAGUUGGAGACUCGGGAGAGAAUCAUCUCUGCUAUCCGGCGCAUCGUUGAGGCCGAGUGUCUUGCUAGUGGAUCGCCGAAACCUCCGGUGUUCACACCAACGAGGCGGUUUCCACCCACCGACAACGAUAAACAAGUGGCCUCCAAACUGGCUGCAUCCUUUAGAGACCACUUCGAGGACUUUGAUGCUGAAACGCCAAGGACCAAUGUUAGCGAGGAUUUUUCUACGUUGGGUACUUCUCAGGGACUUCCUUGCUCCUUUUGGUUCAUUGGAGGAAUUGACCCAGAGCUCUGGGAUAAGGGCCAGAGAAAUGAAAUUUCCACGGACGAGAUCCCUGGAAAUCACUCGGCUUUGUUUGCGCCAGUGAUCCAGCCAACGAUGAGAACUGGGGUGGAUGCGUUGUGCCUCGCGGCUUUGACAUUUUUGAAAAAGUAG
Messenger RNA from Penicillium digitatum Pd1, 1263 nucleotides. The record is from RefSeq and is a predicted model, not a curated record. Lineage: Eukaryota; Fungi; Ascomycota; Eurotiomycetes; Eurotiales; Aspergillaceae.